Molecule: messenger RNA, 555 nt
Organism: Neoarthrinium moseri
Lineage: Eukaryota; Fungi; Ascomycota; Sordariomycetes; Amphisphaeriales; Apiosporaceae
Exons: 3
Coding region: 1-555 (184 amino acids)
Biological process (GO): transmembrane transport
Cellular component (GO): fungal-type vacuole membrane
Molecular function (GO): transmembrane transporter activity
Source: RefSeq, a predicted model, not a curated record
AUGCUAGGGCUGGCCUCUUUCUUAUUUUCUUUGGUAAUGUAUGCCAUCGAAACAUACAUAGUAGAGGCUGCUAUCGACCGGGCAAUGGCUUAUGACCAAGCCUCGUAUCUUGUCGCUGUCAUGAACGGAGCGGGUCUCUUUGGCCGAAUCUUGUGCAACUAUGCUGCAGACUCCAUAGGAAGGUUAAACAGUACUCUCGUCGCGGUAUUUUGUACUAGUGCGUCCAUUCUUGCAUUAUGGCUUCCGGCGCAGAGUAGUGGAACCAUGAUCGCAUUUGCCGUCGUGAGCGGUCUCGGUGGCAAUGUGACACUGAGCAUGUUCCCUGUUCUGGUUGCAAGUACGGCCUCAUUGGAUGAACUUGGGUCAAGAAUCGGCGUCACCAUGUUUGCUUCUGGACUGGCUGCCCUGCUUGGGCCACCAGCGACAGGGGCGGUGAUCAGCCGUAGUGGUUUCCAAAUGGCUGCAGGAUGCCUGGGCGGCUGCUGUGUUGUAUCUGGAUUGUUUAUUACCAUCUUGAGGAUAAGGCUAGGGAUUAAGCAGGGCUGGAAUAAGUGA